AUGUCUCCAUUGUCUUCAAUCAUGCUCGUCACGUCUGCUAGCGGGUCCUCUAGCAUCCUUCUGUCAGAGAUGCAUCGAUUCCAGACGGCAGCACAGGUGUCGCCGGGGAAGCCCUGCUCUGCUUUGUCGACCAAGUCGUGCACCGCGCCUCGUGCGCACAAGGUAGUGGCCGGUCCUGGAAACCGGACGCUCAUGCAUCUACCGCCUCAAGCACCCCAUCACCACCAAUCAUGCUUCCUCCGCGAGCGUCGCACAUGGGCGUCAAGGAGCAUUGCACAGGAAGUCGAUGCAGUGACGUUGCCCUUCCCCCCCGAUCUCGGAGAAGCGCGAGUGUGGCCUUGUAUGCGGGUUUUCGUGGUAGAAGUGCGAGGGCGACCUCCGUCGUAG
This is a messenger RNA of Laetiporus sulphureus 93-53, 387 nucleotides long. RefSeq lists its product as uncharacterized. The record is from RefSeq and is a predicted model, not a curated record. The transcript has a single exon. Lineage: Eukaryota; Fungi; Basidiomycota; Agaricomycetes; Polyporales; Laetiporaceae. The coding region runs from base 1 to 387 and encodes 128 amino acids.